AAUGUGAUUGGCCUGGGUGUCCCUGGUUGUUGUAUGCAGCAAAGACCAGCAGGUGUUCUAGGUUUCAGAUCAUAACAUUUGAAGAUGAACACAAAUGUGCCCAAAACAGAGAGAACAAACUAGUCACUGCUAAAGUUAUUGCCAAAAGGUAUGAGCACUUCAUCUUAGCAAAUCCUUUGUGGAAGAUUGAUAGUAUGAAAUCCACAGUGAUGCAAGACAUGUUUGCUGAUGUGUCCAUUUCAAAGUGCAAGGCAGCAAAAAAACUUGUACUUGAUAAUCUGAUGAGUGGAAUGAAAAGUGAGUACAGCAAGGUCUUUGAUUAUCAGUUGGAACUGCUUAGGAGUAACCCUGGUAGUACCGUGGCUGUUUGCUUGGAUCCAAAAGAAAAGGAGGUGAACAUAUUUCAACAAUUCUAUGUAUGUUUCAAUGCAAUGAAGCAAGGUUUUAAAGCUGGAUGUAGGAGAGUGAUUGGGCUGGAUGGUUGUUUCUUUAAGGGGGCUUGCCAAGGUGAGCUGCUGGCUGCAAUAGCUAGGGAUGCAAACAACCAAAUGUAUCCAGUAGCUUGGGCUGUUGUGGAGAAGGAAACAAAUGAGAGCUGGGCCUGGUUCAUUGGGCUCUUAAUCAAAGACUUGGACAUUAAUGACCAAGGAACUGGAUGGGUCUUCAUUUCUGACAAGCAAAAGGUAAAUUUUAUUUGCUUCCUUUAUUUAGGUGUCACAAAGGUUCAGUCGAGUCGACGGAGCGACAAGUACUCAUGUUGUAGGAGCGACAAGUACCCAUGUUAUUUUUCUUAUUGCAAACCUUGAUCUCUAUUACAGGGCCUGAUUAACAGCAUGAGGGACUAUCUGCCAAGGGCAGAGCAUAGAAUGUGUGCUAGACACAUUUAUGCCAAUUGGAGAAAGAAGCACAAAGAUCAUCAAUUGCAGAAAAGGUUUUGGGCAAUUGCUAAGUCUGGAAACAGGGAAGAUUUUAACUACAACAAGGCCAAGCUUGCUCAGCUAACCCCAGAAGGUGCAAAAGAUAUCAUGAAGACAGACCCAAAGCAUUGGGCUAGGGCUUUCUUUCCUGUAGGUGCAAAAUGUGAGUCAGUUGACAACAACCUUUGUGAAUCAUUUAACAAUGCCAUCAUAGAAGCUAGGUUCUAUCCCAUUAUUUCACAGCAAGAGAAGAUUAGGAAAAAAAUGAUGGUUAGAAUUCAAGAACAGAAAACCAAGAGUGAGAAGUGGAAUGGCAUAAUUUGCCCAAACAUUUUCAAGAAGAUUAAGGCCGACAUCAAGAGAACUCAAUUCUUGGAAGUGCUCUGGAAUGGCAAAGAUGGUUUUGAGGUGAAGCAUUUGAAUAGCAGAGGCAAGAGGUACACAGUUAACCUUGACAAAAGGACUUGUUCAUGUGGUUAUUUUCAGCUUGUAGCCCUUCCGUGUUGUCAUGCAAUUGCUGCUAUCUAUAAGAGUGGAAGAAAAGUGGAGGAUUAUGUUGACAAGUGCUACCGCAUUGACACUUUCAAGAAAAUUUAUGAGCAUUGCCUGCAACCAGUUGAAGGAGAAGAAAGCUGGCCUGUGUCUCAAAACCCUAGGCCAGUAGCACCUGGCUACAUUGCCAUGCCAGGAGCAAGGAAAAAAAAUAAUGAUAGGAGGAGAGAAGAGGGGGAAGCACCAAAGGGCAAGAAACUGAGCAAGCAUGGCAUACAGAUCACUUGUGGAUCUUGUGGUGGACAAGGGCACAAUAAAACUUCUUGUAAGAAGAAUGGAGAUAACACCAAGAAAACAAAGUCAUAUAUUGGGAAGAGAGGGAGAAAAGUGAGGGCCACGGAGCAAGCACAGACUGAUGCAUCCACAAGCAGGGCUGCAGCAGCUAAAGCUUCAUCUACAACAAGCUCUCAAGCUGCACCCUCUCAAGCUACAAGAUCAAGAUUUAGACCACCUAGAAGUUCAGCAACAACAAACAAUGUUGAUCCUGGAGGAAGCACAACUGCAGGCAGAGUGAGAGGAAGUGGAGAAGGAACUGAGAGAGGGGGCAGCUCAGGAACUGGGUGGAUGGACUUUUUUACAGCCAGUGGGAAUUACUGAAACUAUCUUGCUGUUUUAUUCAUGGUGGAUGGAGUUGUCUGCUUUAACUAUACUUAAGUUGCCUUUUGGUUGGAUGUACUAGUUUCUAUUUAGUACUGUGUGAAUCACUGGUUAUGUGUGGUCAUGUGGUUGUGUACUGGUUAUGUGUGAACUA
This is a messenger RNA of Triticum urartu, 2220 nucleotides long. The record is from RefSeq and is a predicted model, not a curated record. NCBI's taxonomy places the organism in Eukaryota, Viridiplantae, Streptophyta, Magnoliopsida, Poales, Poaceae.